Molecule: messenger RNA, 381 nt
Organism: Phycomyces blakesleeanus NRRL 1555(-)
Lineage: Eukaryota; Fungi; Mucoromycota; Mucoromycetes; Mucorales; Phycomycetaceae
Exons: 4
Coding region: 1-381 (126 amino acids)
Source: RefSeq, a predicted model, not a curated record
AUGUUACCAAAGAAAUCAAGCAACACUACAAGAAGAAACAGAAAGAGCUUGGUUAUUCACCAGUACACACCGCCACCUACAAGACCAAAAGAUCAAGAAAGUGAAAAAUCUGUCUCUACAGCCAGUUCAUCUGGUUCUAUAGGUAUCUGGACAUACUACAAAGAACUGUCUCUUUACUUAGAAGGGGACAACAAAAACGCCAUGUUUACUAUCGCUCUUGUUAUAUAUGGCUAUUAUUUGGGUCCUAAAAGCACUCGAUAUACCACUCCUAAGAAGAGAGAUACCUAUGAGUGCCUUCAUCUGACAGCUCUUUUUGAUAAUACAUACAAGGAAGAGUUCCAGUUUACUCUUUCUGAGGUUGCUAUUUUAUUAAGCCACUGA